Messenger RNA from Myxocyprinus asiaticus (Chinese sucker), 1576 nucleotides. Its product is annotated as fibronectin type III domain-containing protein 4-like. The transcript is spliced from 6 exons. Gene Ontology annotation, molecular function: protein binding. The coding region runs from base 595 to 1257 and encodes 220 amino acids. The record is from RefSeq and is a predicted model, not a curated record. NCBI's taxonomy places the organism in Eukaryota, Metazoa, Chordata, Actinopteri, Cypriniformes, Catostomidae.
UCUCCUAAAAGACGAGGCAAAGUGAGAUUGAUGGGGAAUUAAACUAGUCCUGCACCGCACGCUGAGUGAAGAAAGUCAUUGAGUCCUGGCCUUAGAGGAAUCUCUUCAUUGUCUCGAUACGAGCACAUUUUUAUCAUUUCUGUUGCACUCGCGCGCAGCCAGCUGUGGAGCUGAACACUUGACGCGCGCGCGGUCAACCUCCUCAACACUAUUCGCUGGCAUGCACGAGCUUCAGAUUUGAACACCUCCGACGUUGAUAUUGAACUUGACCCUCCCUCACAACAUGGAUUUUCGAGGGAAAUCGUUGAAAUAAUCAAACAACAUGAAUAAAUUGAAACGGCAAAGAAUUUCAGCUUGAGAUAUUAAACCUACUGCUGGCAUGGACGUUCCGACACAUGUUUUUAUAGAAUUUGUGAACAUUAUGUACAUAGUGAGAUUCAUGCAGCGACUUUACUUUAUUUAAGCCGUGUUUAUUUGGAAGAAUAAAUAAUCACGUUAUAAAACGAAACCGUUCAGAAGGAACAAGAAAACAACAACAUCUGUUUGGAUUCGCUGACGUUUUGUGUGGAGGAAAAUAUUUAGCCAGGUCGAGACAUGGCUCGCCUUCUUGUCCUCGUUAACUCUGUCGGACUGUUGCUCUUUGGUAGUGAAAUGUUUCUGGUGGGAGCAAACCGUCCACCUGCUCCAGUGAAUGUGUCAGUCAUGCACCUGAAAGCUGACUCAGCAACAGUAUCCUGGGAGGUGCCAGAGGGUGACAUCAUCAUUGGCUUUUCCAUUUCCCAACAGAGAAUGGACAGCAAAAUGCAGAGGUUUAUCAGUGAGGUGAACACCACCAGCAGGUCCUGUGUGCUAUGGGACCUGGAAGAGGAGACAGAUUACAUCAUCCAGGUGCAGUCCAUUGGCCUGUAUGGAGAGAGUCAAGCCAGCAAACGUGUCCACUUCAGAACCCUGAAGAAAACUGACCGCUUUCCCUCAAACAGUUCAAACCAAGAUGACCCCACUGUUCAAGGCCUGGAUAAAGCUAGACACCUGCAGACAGGGGAAAUGAUCAUCAUUGUGGUGGUGCUUCUAAUGUGGGCCGCCGUAAUUGCCCUGUUUUGCCGGCAGUAUGACAUAAUAAAGGACAAUGAUUCCAGCAACAGUAAAGAAAAGGUAAAACCCUCUUCAGAAAGAAGCACACCAGAGCAUCACAGUGGAGGACUGCUCCGGAGCAAGUUUCACCAGUCCGUGCCAUCUAUCAACAUCAUUGAUGUGUGAUGAAAGUAUUAUAGAUGUCAGUCACACCCUCUGGUGCACCACCCGCAGUUUCAGGAUGACAGGAAAUCACUCAAAGCCUCCAUAACCAAACAGUCAAGAAUCCACAUGGAUUAGCUCUACUGCAACAUUUGCUGCCUCAUGAAUCUCAUGUCCAGCCCACCCAAAUACAAACACGCACAUACAGUAUAUAUUAAAGCAAUCUAGUCUGGCAGUGGGGCUGUAAAUAAUAUAUUAUAAAUAUAAUGUAUGACUGUAUGUCUGUAUUUUAUGACCGUAUGGAAGGAGAAAUACCAAAACUUUGUUCAUGCAUUGCGCCAGA